Messenger RNA from Thunnus maccoyii (southern bluefin tuna), 2180 nucleotides. RefSeq names its product cryptochrome DASH (gene cry-dash). Gene Ontology annotation, molecular function: damaged DNA binding; deoxyribodipyrimidine photo-lyase activity; FAD binding. The coding region runs from base 160 to 1725 and encodes 521 amino acids. The transcript is spliced from 14 exons. The record is from RefSeq and is a predicted model, not a curated record. Gene Ontology annotation, biological process: photoreactive repair. NCBI's taxonomy places the organism in Eukaryota, Metazoa, Chordata, Actinopteri, Scombriformes, Scombridae.
UAUAAAACCUGAUGUUUUGUAACAGCGUGUGUGAAAACGUGACUGACAGUCAACACAGGGCAGAGCAGGCAGACAGACCGGGGACCAAGCUCUCUGAGACGGAGAGGUGUUUUAUCUGUUUCUGAUACAACUGCUGCUGCUUUUUGGGAAACGACAAGUAUGUCUACCUCCCGUACGAUCAUAUGUUUGCUGAGAAACGACCUGCGAAUCCACGACAAUGAGCUUUUCUACUGGGCUCAAAGAAAUGCAGAGCACAUAGUCCCGCUGUACUGCUUCGACCCCAGACAUUAUGUAGGAACUUACAACUACAACCUACCAAAGACGGGACCUUUCCGCCUGCGCUUCUUACUGGACAGUAUCAGAGAUCUCAGAAACACACUGCGCAACAAGGGCAGUAACCUUGUAGUGAGACGGGGUAAGCCAGAGGACGUAGUAGCCGACCUCAUCAAGCAACUGGGCUCUGUCAGCACUGUGGCUUUCCAGGAAGAGGUAACUUCAGAGGAACUGAAUGUGGAGAAAAAAGUAAAGGAUGUCUGUGCACAGAUGAAGGUCAAAGUUCACAGCUGCUGGGGGACGACACUGUACCACAGAGAUGAUCUCCCGUUUCACCACAUAUCCAGGCUGCCUGAUGUGUACACUCAGUUCAGGAAGGCAGUGGAGACUCAGAGCAGGGUGCGGCCUGUGUUCCCAACCCCCGAGCAGCUAAAACCUCUCCCCUCAGGACUGGAGGAAGGAGCCAUUCCUACCGCAGAGGACCUGCAACAGACAGAGCCUGUGGCUGAUCCUCGCUCAGCUUUUCCCUGUGCUGGUGGGGAAAGUCAGGCUUUAGGCAGAGUGAAACACUAUUUCUGGGACACUGAUGCAGUUGCAACUUACAAGGAAACGCGUAACGGCUUGAUCGGUGUAGACUAUUCCACUAAAUUUGCACCUUGGCUGGCCAUGGGUUGCAUUUCACCCAGGUAUAUUUAUCAUCAGAUCCAGCAGUACGAGAGGGAGCGGACAGCCAAUCAAAGCACAUAUUGGGUUAUUUUUGAACUCUUGUGGAGGGAUUAUUUCAAAUUUGUGGCUGUCAAGUAUGGGGACAGACUGUUUCAGAUCGAAGGACUUCAAGACAAAUCUGUGCCAUGGAAAACGGACAUGAAGCUUUUCGAUGCAUGGAAAGAGGGACGCACAGGAGUGCCCUUCGUGGAUGCCAACAUGAGAGAGUUGGCAAUGACAGGCUUCAUGUCCAACAGGGGGCGGCAAAAUGUCGCCAGCUUCCUCACAAAGGACCUGGGCCUGGACUGGAGGAUGGGAGCUGAGUGGUUUGAGUACCUUCUAGUUGAUCAUGAUGUGUGCAGCAACUAUGGCAACUGGCUCUACAGCGCUGGUAUAGGAAAUGACCCCAGAGAGAACAGGAAGUUCAACAUGAUUAAGCAAGGCCUUGAUUAUGAUAACAAUGGUGACUAUGUGCGACAGUGGCUUCCAGAGCUGCAGAAAAUCAGGGGAUCUGAUGUUCACACACCCUGGACCCUCAGCUCUGCUGCGCUGUCACAUGCGCAAGUGUCCCUCGGCGAAACAUACCCCACCCCUAUCAUCAUAGCGCCUGAAUGGAGCAGACACGGGAACAAGAAACCGAGUGGUACAGGACCUUCCCCGAGAGGAAAAAAAGGCCCAUCUCACACUCCUAAACAGCAUCGUGACAGAGGCAUAGAUUUCUAUUUCUCUAGAAGCAAAAAUCUGUGAUCUACCUCAAAAAAAAACUAACACAUGGAUAUAACACCGAGGAUGGAAGCUCCAAUGAUACAAACCUGGACAGAAAUGUGUUGAUUGGGGAAAGUUGUCAGACGAUGGUUUGAGGAGUGGUUUGCAUGUUCCUACUUUUGCAUCAACAGUUGAACUUCAUGAGACGUCUCUAGAUUAUGCCAUCGUUUCUCUAGAAAUUAGGUCUCAUAAAGCUCCUUUCCUGAAUGCGCCACUACAUUUCCUGUUAUAUUGCUGCAAUUGUGGAAGCCACACUGUGGGUUUGUUUCCACACCAGCAAAUUAGUUAGAAUGAUCUUUCUUGUGAAGAUUUUUUUGUGCAGAUUUGUUUUUCUUGCAAUUUUCUUAUGUCUGUUUGGAUAUACAGCUGUUUUUACUUGAUUCAAUUUCAAGGUUUGCCUAACUGUGGCAGUUACGAAAUAAAAUUGCAAAAUGGGA